Molecule: messenger RNA, 2535 nt
Organism: Striga hermonthica
Lineage: Eukaryota; Viridiplantae; Streptophyta; Magnoliopsida; Lamiales; Orobanchaceae
Source: the annotation of a GenBank genome assembly
AUGGGAUGCUAUGUUUGCAUAGUUACUGGCUACUGUGAGGGUGGUGACAUGGCUGAGCUAAUGAAAAAGGCAAAUGGGCAGUAUUUUCCUGAGGAGAAACUGUUAAAAUGGUUUUCUCAACUACUAUUGGCUGUUGAGUAUCUGCAUUCCAAUUUCGUUCUUCACCGGGAUCUCAAAUGUUCGAAUAUCUUUCUUACCAAAGAUCAAGAUGUUCGCCUCGGUGAUUUUGGACUUGCUAAAACUUUGAAGGCAGAUGAUUUAGCUUCUUCGGUAGUUGGAACUCCUAAUUACAUGUGCCCUGAACUUCUUGCUGAUAUUCCUUAUGGAUUUAAGUCUGAUAUAUGGUCUCUAGGAUGUUGUAUGUACGAAAUGGCUGCUCACCGACCUGCAUUCAAGGCUUUUGACAUGGCUGGGUUAAUAAGCAAGAUUAAUCGAUCAUCUAUGGGACCUUUGCCCCCUUGUUACUCCCCAUCCUUGAAAUCUCUAAUCAAGAGCAUGCUCAGGAAAAACCCCGAACACCGGCUAAGUGCAUCCGAACUUCUUAAGAACCCAUAUCUGCAGCCAUACAUUGACCAAUACCGUCCAAUUACCAUUUCUCCUCAAAAACCUCUUUCCGGAUCUCGUGAGAGCAGAAGGAGCAUGGCCGAGAGCCAGAGCAGCAACAGUUCUUGCAGCGAUAGAGACAGCUUGGUAACUAUGCCGCAUGAGACCAACAACAUUUCAAACCGCAAUCAUCAUAACAAGACCGUCGAUACAGACUCGGCUUCCAUUAAUGGUGAUGAUGAUGACCAUGAUGAUGUUGGGAAACCAGCUCAAAAAGACUCGGUAUGUAACGGAACAAAGCAGCAUCCCAAGACGAUAAAGAACAUCAUGAUUGCUCUGAAAGAAGGGAGGAAUAGAGAGAAUAGUUCUCCCAUGAGAACCCACCAUGUAAAAACAGGCAUUAACAAUCAGAGAAUAAUUGUGGAAGCAUCUCCCAGGGUCGCCAAACCGGGCCCUGUUAAUUACGGUCAUCAUAAGGGUAGUGCUGAGGCCCCAACCUCCAAGGUGAACUCGGAAUCUUCUAAGCGAAUGCAGGAUUCUCCUUCUCUGAAGCACCAGUUACCCAUCAUGGAAACCCCACCAAGGACCAAAGCUAGAUAUGAAGGGAUCCCCCCAACAGGCCCAAUGAAGCCCUUCACUGAAGAAGGAUUGCCAGUCAGGACAAAACAGAAAACGCCACCAACCCUGUCUCGGCGACCGUCUCUUCCGAUCCGAACACAUCAACCGGGCUGCGACUCCCCAAACGAUGCCCAUGACCCAAACGAGCCUACGAAAUCUGAGACUCAUUCAUCAUAUGGUUCUCAGAUAACAAGGGAAGUCAUGCAGCAUUCGAAAAGGUCAGUGGGACCCCACCGAAAGAGGAUCCAAACGGACAGCAGCAAUUCGGCAUCUUCCUCUGUAUGUGAUGAUGCAGCCACUCCUUUUAGGGCCUUUGCAGAACACACAUUCCAAAAUGAUGGUCACGGGCAAGCCAAGAAAGUAGAGGCUAUUGAGGUCUGCUCGUCAUUUCCAGAAAGGACGGAAAAUUGCCUCAAGGAGCAAUGGGAAAUGAAACAGCGAGAAACCGAAGUCGAAAUUAACGACUCCAGGUCCGAAAGCUCCACCACUUCGUCAUCUCACUCUGAAAGACCGCAAAAUGAAAGGCUCGAAAAAAUUUCAACGGAAGUAUUUCUGGGGAACAAAAAACAUCAAUCCACCAUGUGUUCGGCCGAGACGUUAUUAAUUCAACAGCACGUGGAUCACAAAGAUAUGGACAUGAAUAAUGUGCACAAUGAGAACGUGAAUACGUCCUCUAUUGAUAAUGCGGAUGACAAAGAUAUGGUCGUGAAGAAUGUGGCUGAUGAGAAUGAGAAUACUGGUUCUAUUAUUGAUAGGGGCAUCGGCCCGUUUUGUGAUAAUUUACCUACCAACCUGAGUGACAGGCCCAAUAAUCUCGCUAGAGAUUCGAGCAUUCUUUCUUUAGCAUCCAGUGGUGACGAUAAUGAUAAGUUCAUUGUGAAGAACUUUUCUACAGACAUAUGUCCCCGGGUGCAAAAUGAAAAUAAUGAGAAGAAAGCAAUAGAGCCCACCCACCCAGUGCUUGAUGAGACCGAUGCAAGAAAACCUGAAAAUUCCCUUCCCGAGUUGGAUUUCUCCAAAAACCCCAUCACAAAGGAAAUAGACAUGAAGACUCCAAAUUCGAAUCCAUCUACACUUACGGUUGCAAAGUCGGAUUCGUUCGAAUCAGUAAAAGCGAGCCCAUCAUCGGCCCAGGAAGAAGGCCCGCCACCAGUGAAAGAGACUUUGGACGUGAAUUCAUUCAGACAGAGGGCAGAUGCGCUCGAGGGGUUGCUGGAACUGUCAGCAGACUUGCUGCAGCAGAAUAGGCUGGAGGAGCUGACAGUUGUCUUGAAGCCCUUCGGGAGGGAAAAGGUUUCGCCUAGGGAUACCGCCAUCUGGCUCGCCAAAAGUCUCAAAGGAAUGAUGCUUGAAGAAGGCAGCCGGAAUUCAUGA